Lolium rigidum is the source of this 1126-nucleotide messenger RNA. RefSeq lists its product as uncharacterized. The record is from RefSeq and is a predicted model, not a curated record. The transcript has a single exon. Lineage: Eukaryota; Viridiplantae; Streptophyta; Magnoliopsida; Poales; Poaceae. The coding region runs from base 26 to 1021 and encodes 331 amino acids.
CUCAGCUCACUUGACUGAUCACACCAUGGCCGCCACAGCAGGUUCAUCGUCGUCUCCGUGCGCCAGCUUCGUCGAGGAAACCCUGCUCCUCCCCACGCGCAACGCCAGGCUGUUCGCGCCGGUCUUCGCGCUCGUCUUCGCCCACACCUUCGUCUUCCUCGCCGUCGCCGUCCUCCUCGCGCACCCUCUCGCCUCGGUCCAGCUCCACGACGGCCUCUCCUCGUGGCGCGACGCGACAUACGCCUUGUCGACCGACAAGAUCCGGCAGCACGGAGUGGUGCUGCUCAUCCUCUACCUCGCCUACCUCGCCAGCAAGCUCGCCACGCAGGCCACCGUCUGCCUCGCCGCCUCCGCCACACUGCGCAGUUCCGGCGACAACCGACCGUCCUCGCUCGCCGGGCUCUUCCGCGACAAGGCUCCCCGCGGCCUCUUCACGGGCGCCGCCCUCGUCGCCGCGGUCGAGCUCGCCUCCACGGCUGUCCUGGCAACGUGCCUUGCGUCCUGGUGGAGCUACGGCGCCGCCCACUUGGACACUGGCCGCGUGGAGUCCUUCGUGCAAGGCGUCCUGCUCUUCCUCUUCCUGCUCGCUCUCCUCUUCCGGCUCUGCCUCGCCGCCGUCUUCCAGGUGGCCAUCGCCGCGUCGGCGUCGCGGGAGGAAGGCUGCGACGGCGGCGGCGGUGCGAGCGCACUCCUCCGUGCGUGGCGUUUCAUGACAACCACGGCGAGGAGGAAGGAAGCUGCUGUUCAGGUGCUCGUGGUGAGCGUCGUGCUGCCGGUCGCCACGUACCCGGUGUACGCGUUUGCUCUGUACUGCGCGCAUGGCGAGUCCGUCUUCUUGCUGGGCGGCCUGCACGGGUUUGUUCUGCCGUCCGCCGGCGUGCAGCUCUACUCCACGGUGGCCGCCACGAUGUUCUACCACCGGUGCGUCGAGCUUCAUCCUGAGCCCGCCAUUCCUCUGACGGUGAAGCUGGCCAAAAUCUCUGAAACUCUGUCAUCCCCUGAGCCUGCAGACAGAUCUUAAAUUGAAUUGAUGAUGUAUUGUGUGUUAAAUCAUGGCUUCGACAAACAAUAAGUCAGGACUGAUGAGUUUCCCGUAAAGUGGGACGCUAUACUGAAUGUUUUUUGC